This is a messenger RNA of Mandrillus leucophaeus (drill), 1382 nucleotides long. It is a transcript of the gene TMEM151B, whose product is annotated as transmembrane protein 151B. The record is from RefSeq and is a predicted model, not a curated record. Lineage: Eukaryota; Metazoa; Chordata; Mammalia; Primates; Cercopithecidae. The coding region runs from base 423 to 1382 and encodes 319 amino acids. The transcript has 3 exons.
GCCCUUCUCCAAAGGAGGUGUUAGGCUAAUUGUGAGGGUUAGGGAGGUGGAUGGGUCGGAGGGGAGCAGCUCCUCUAGAACCUAGGACUGAAACAAAUCUGGAAGUGAGGGCCCCACUUGUUAAGUGGGGAGGUGAUGUCAGUGGGUCCCUCCCCCUUUUCUAGAGGACCCGGAAGGGGUCUGGGCUGGGGACCUGCCUUCGCUGAUGCCUGUCUGUCUGUCCUCCCCUGUCUUCCCUGUCCACGCCUUCUCCUGUUUCAUUGCCCUCUUUAUGUCUGUCUCUGGACACUCUCUGGGUACCAUCCUAUCCAUCUGUGUUUGCUGCCUGGGCCUCCAUCUCUGGCUCUGAUCUUUCUCUGCCUCUUGGGGUGUCUCUCUCUGCACUUGCCUGUACUGGCAUUCUGGUCCCCUUUCCUAUCCUCAUGGCUCACUCUGUGUCACUUCCAUUUCUACCUCUGGCCCCUGACUUCCAUCUUGGUCUCACCUUUUCUUUCCAUAUCCUUGUUCUCUUUGCUUGUUAUUUCUGGUGCUGGCCUCUGCCCCUCCAUCCCUGCAUCCAUCUCUGUGCUGGGUCCUGCCUGCUCUCGCUUCCCACUCAUCUCGGCCCCUCUCCCUGCCCACCUGAGCAGCAGCGUCCCAUCCAGCCCUCUUUCACCAAGUCCCUCUGCCGUGAGUCCCACUGGAAGUGCCUCCUGCUCUCGCUGCUCAUGUACGGCUGCCUGGGGGCAGUGGCCUGGUGCCACGUCACCACAGUGACGCGCCUCACCUUCAGCAGCGCCUACCAGGGCAACAGCCUCAUGUACCAUGACAGCCCCUGCUCCAACGGCUAUGUCUACAUCCCCCUGGCCUUCCUGCUCAUGUUGUAUGCCGUCUACCUGGUGGAGUGUUGGCACUGCCAAGCCCGCCAUGAGCUGCAGCACCGUGUUGAUGUGAGCAGUGUGCGGGAGCGUGUGGGCCGCAUGCAGCAAGCCACACCCUGCAUCUGGUGGAAGGCCAUCAGCUACCACUAUGUCCGCCGCACCCGCCAGGUCACCAGGUACCGCAACGGAGACGCCUAUACCACCACCCAGGUCUACCACGAACGCGUCAACACGCACGUGGCGGAGGCCGAGUUCGACUACGCGCGCUGUGGCGUCCGCGACGUGUCCAAGACGCUGGUGGGGUUGGAGGGCGCGCCGGCCACGAGGCUGCGCUUCACCAAGUGCUUCAGUUUCGCCAGCGUGGAGGCCGAGAACGCGUACCUGUGCCAGCGCGCGCGCUUCUUCGCAGAGAACGAGGGCCUGGACGACUACAUGGAGGCACGCGAGGGCAUGGUCUUCAAAGGGGCAUCCUGCCACCACCCCAGGGUGCUGGCCCCACAUCCUGUUCCCCUAAAGCUCUGA